UAAUUUGCAUGCUCUUAUGGGGGUAUCCUGAGUUAAUAGUGGUUAGGGUCGGCGUUAGCUUAGUAUAAUAGGUCUUUUCCAGUCUUAGUUGUUUGCAACGCUGUUUAGAACGAAAUAAAACCUUCGAAAAUCUGAAACUGAAUAAGGUAAAAAAUAUCGAAAAUUAUGAGAGAUGUGAAUUUCAGUCAGUUUUAAGCUGUUAGUGUUAUUUUGUCAGUCGCAGUUAGUAUUCUAUCCAGCAAUUAACUAGAAGUCAGCUCCCUUGGUGAUGAUUAAAUGAACCAGCGUAAUGAAAAUAUACCUAUAUGUAGAAACUAAGUUAGUUUCAAAGUCCCGAUUCGUCCCCCUCAGUUUCAAAGUCCCAGUUCUAAGUCCCCCUUUCUAUGUCUCAGAAACUAAGUUUUUAUUUACACAACAUGAUCAAAAGAGUCAAGAAUGAGGUUAUCUUUAACUUAUCCUAUAGUGAGAUUCGACUUUAACUCUAAAUCGAUGUGCAUAACGAAUUUCUUUACGACCCAUAGGGUCAAUUGUGUUUUUUGUCAAACUUUCAGGUGUGAGACUUAAAAGAAGUCAAAUACUUGAAAAAAUGACCACUAAAAAGUUAAAAAUACACUUGUUGAUAAAAAACUCAAAAAAUCUCUCCUUUUCCCAAUCUCUCCUCUUCCCAAUCCUCCUCUUUGUUAAACUAGUCAUCCAAAAGAUCUCUCUUAACACCAUCAAGUAUUUUUACAACUUCCUCUGCUUUUUCGAGUACUCGCCUUCUUACUUUUUUCAAUGCA
Meloidogyne enterolobii is the source of this 779-nucleotide messenger RNA. NCBI's taxonomy places the organism in Eukaryota, Metazoa, Nematoda, Chromadorea, Rhabditida, Meloidogynidae. The record is from the annotation of a GenBank genome assembly.